Saccharomycopsis crataegensis is the source of this 1611-nucleotide messenger RNA. It is a transcript of the gene ATG18, whose product is annotated as phosphoinositide binding protein ATG18. The coding region runs from base 1 to 1611 and encodes 536 amino acids. NCBI's taxonomy places the organism in Eukaryota, Fungi, Ascomycota, Saccharomycetes, Ascoideales, Saccharomycopsidaceae. The transcript has a single exon. Gene Ontology annotation, cellular component: fungal-type vacuole membrane; extrinsic component of membrane; phagophore assembly site membrane. Gene Ontology annotation, biological process: autophagy of mitochondrion; protein localization to phagophore assembly site; protein lipidation. The record is from RefSeq and is a predicted model, not a curated record. Gene Ontology annotation, molecular function: protein binding; phosphatidylinositol-3,5-bisphosphate binding; phosphatidylinositol-3-phosphate binding.
AUGAGAACUUCUGGAACUCCUGAAUCUAUCAACUUUAUGAACUUCAAUCAAGAUGCCACUUGUAUAUCGGCUGGUACUUCUAAUGGCUACAAAAUCUUCAAUUGUGAUCCAUUUGGAAAAUGCUAUUCUCGUCAUAUAAGCUCUGUUGCAUUGGUGGAAAUGCUCUAUGUGACCUCCUUGCUUGCGGUCGUGGGCAUUGGCGAACACCCGAACAUGUCACCUAGAAGAUUGAAGAUAAUCAACACAAAGAGACAAUCGACGAUUUGCGAGUUGACCUUCCCUACCACUAUCCUUAGCGUCAAGCUCAACAGAGAAAGAAUGGUGGUAGUAUUAGAACAACAGAUAUACAUAUACGAUGUGUCAUCAAUGAAGCUAUUACAUACUAUUGAAACGUUACCUAAUCCACAUGGUUUAGUGGCAUUAUCACCAAUAAUUGAACAUAACUUCUUGGCAUACCCCUCACCACCAGCAAACAAAAAUGGACUAAGUUUGAAUACUGUUAAUGAAGUAGCAGCCACCGGACUUCAACCUGCCAACUCUUCCAUAACCUCAAGAGUGGGUGAUGUUAUAAUAUUUGAUGCAAAAUCCUUGCAGCCUUUGUGUGUCAUCGAGGCACAUAAGGCAGGAUUGGCAGCAAUAUCAUUGAGUUCAGAUGGUUUACUCUUGGCCUCUGCAAGUGUCAAAGGGACAAUCAUUAGGGUGUUCAGCGUGGAGACUGGUGAGAAAUUAUAUCAAUUCAGAAGAGGGACCUAUGGUACAAAGAUUUACAGUUUAAGUUUUAGUGACGAUAAUAAUUUUUUGACUGCCAGUAGCGCGACAGAAACAGUGCAUAUUUUCAAAUUGAGUGAUGAAUAUCAAGUUAAUAAGCUUAGUGUUUAUAACGAUGUGAAAAGCAGGUCAAGUAGUUUCAAUUCCAAGCCACCAGGAUUGCAAAACGAUCAAUAUUCAAAAUCAAAACUUAGCCAAAAAGUUAGAUUCGAUGAGAAUAAAUUGGAUAGUGAAGAUGAUAACGAUAAUGAAGAUGAAGGUGGGGAUGUUGAGGUUGACGACGAUGAUGAUGAUGAUGAUGAUGAAUACGAAUUGCGAAAUGAAGAUUCCAAUGAACAGGAUGAUGAAGUUGGACCAUUGCCUUCUACACCAAAGAAAUAUCCAGAGAUUGAUUUGGUUGAUGAGUCUGGGAAAAAGAUUGAACCGAUUAUCGACCAAACCCGAAGAUCAGUCGGCAGAUUAAUCAGAAAAUCUUCUCAGUCCUUGGGUAGAAGGGCAGCAGAAACCAUGGGUAUUUAUUUACCAAAAAGGGUUACGUCUGUACUUAAACCAAUCAGACAUUUUGCGUCUUUGAAGAUUCCUGCUUCAAAUGGAACAAAAUCCGUUGUAGCAAUGAAACAUUUGGAUGGUAAUAUUUCUGACAGCUUCUUGGAGAAAUUGAAAUUGGCAGCCCCUAAUUUGGCCCAAGACAUUAUUAAUAAUGGUAUAGCUUCCAAAACAAUGUUGGAGGUUAUAGUUGUCACUGGGAAUGGUUUAUUUUUGAAAUAUGCUCUAGAAGGAGACAGAGGUGGUGAUUGUAUUUUAUUGAGUCAGUAUUCAUUAUUAGAUGGGGCUGCUAAAUGA